AUGUCAAAAGUUCAAGCCUCUGUCGUUAAAGUUCCAGACAGUGAACUCAUUGAAUUUCUUCAACGUUACAUUCGACGUAAGAGGAAAUAUUAUGCCAUCGUUGAAUUUAUACAGUCAGGAAUGCAAAAGACUUCUGAGGAGAUGGAAAGAAUUAUUGACAAACACCACUUACGUCAAUACUCAGGAGUUUACGAUAUGAAACGACUUACAAACUACAUUCUGUCAAAACUUUCAAAAUACCCCUUCAAAAAGUAUCCUUCAAACACUCUGCUCGUUUGUGACGACUUCGCCGGAAAAGGUUUAGUGUCAAAACCAGACUCACCAUUAGCUAACAUCAUUACUAAAGUCAGACAUUACCACUUAACUGUAGCAAUACUUAUGCAAACAUGGAGGUUUUUAGCUUUAAACAUAAAACGUCUCAUAACUGACUUCGUUAUCUUUCAAGGUUUCUCACGUUAUGAUAUUGAACUCAUUUGGAAACAGUCAGGUAUAACAUUACCUUUUGAAGAAAUUUGGGAAGCAUAUAAGUCUCUCAUCUCUCCUCGUUCAUACCUUGAGAUUCAUAUCAUGACUAAUACCAUUAAAGUCAAAAAUAUUCCAUGGGAACGACCAACAUUAUUUUAA
Trichomonas vaginalis G3 is the source of this 624-nucleotide messenger RNA. Its product is annotated as protein of unknown function, DUF4106 family. The coding region runs from base 1 to 624 and encodes 207 amino acids. The transcript has a single exon. The record is from RefSeq and is a predicted model, not a curated record. NCBI's taxonomy places the organism in Eukaryota, Parabasalia, Trichomonadida, Trichomonadidae.